Neomonachus schauinslandi (Hawaiian monk seal) is the source of this 1761-nucleotide messenger RNA. Its product is annotated as protocadherin gamma-A5-like. The record is from RefSeq and is a predicted model, not a curated record. Gene Ontology annotation, cellular component: plasma membrane. NCBI's taxonomy places the organism in Eukaryota, Metazoa, Chordata, Mammalia, Carnivora, Phocidae. Gene Ontology annotation, molecular function: calcium ion binding. The annotation marks the transcript as partial. The transcript has a single exon. Gene Ontology annotation, biological process: homophilic cell-cell adhesion.
AUGGCGGAUCAACUGAGGGGUUGGCGCUGCAUAGAGCCGCUCUUGCUCUUCCUGCUCCUGGAAACACUAUGGGGAGCCGGGGCCGGGCAGAUCCGCUACUCGGUGCUGGAGGAGCUGGACAAAGGCUCCUUCGUGGGAAACAUCGCCAAGGACCUGGGGCUGGAGCCCCGGGAGCUGGCGGAGCGCGGAGUCCGCAUCGUCUCCAGAGGUAGGACGCAGCUUUUUGCUCUGAACCCGCAAAGCGGCAGCUUGGUCACCACGGGCAGGAUAGACCGGGAGGAGCUCUGUGCUCACAGCGCUCCGUGUCUGGUGAGUUUUAACAUCUUGGUUGAGAAUAACAUGAAAAUGUAUGGAGUAGAAAUAGAAAUAAUAGAUAUUAAUGAUAACUUUCCGCGUUUCCGGGAUGAGGAAGUAAAAGUAAAAGUUAAUGAAAAUGCAGCUACUGGAACGCGAUUAGUGCUUCCCUUCGCUCGGGAUGCGGAUGUGAGUGUGAACUCCCUCCAGAGUUAUCAGCUCAGUCGCAAUAUGCAUUUCUCUCUGGACGAGAAAAGCGGAGCUGAUGGACAAAAAUAUCCGGAGCUGGUACUGGAACGGCCCUUGGACCGCGAGAAAGUAGCUGUCCACGACCUCUUCCUCACAGCUUUAGAUGGCGGAGACCCCGUACUCUCUAGUACUAUGCACAUACGUGUGAUGGUCCUUGAUGCCAACGAUAACGCGCCCUUGUUCACUCGAUCCGAGUACAGAGUGAGUGUACCAGAGAACAUACCGGUAGGGACUCGGCUGCUUACACUAACCGCUACGGAUCCAGAUGAGGGAACAAAUGGGGAAUUAACUUACUCUUUUUGCAAUGAAGAAGACAAAAUUUCAGGAACUUUCAAACUUGAUUCGAACCUGGGUGAAAUCUCAACUCUGCAAUCACUGGAUUAUGAAGAAUCCAGGUUCUACUUCAUGGAAGUGGUAGCUCAGGAUGGAGGUGCUCUUCUGGCCAGUGCUAAGGUGCUGAUCACAGUACAGGACGUGAAUGACAAUGCCCCAGAAGUGAUCCUCACCUCUCUUGCUAGUUCCAUCUCUGAAGACUGUCCUCCUGGAACCAUAAUUGCACUGUUUAGUGUGCAUGAUGGUGAUUCUGGAGAGAAUGGCGAGAUUCUAUGUUCUAUCCCCAGGAACUUGCCUUUUAAAUUGGAAAAGUCAGUUGAUAAUUACUAUCACUUAUUGACAACGAAAGGCCUGGACAGAGAAGAGAUCUCAGAUUAUAACAUCACAGUCAGUGUCAUUGAUCGUGGAAACCCACCCUUGUCUACAGAAAGCCACAUCUCCCUAACUGUGGCAGACAUCAAUGACAACCCUCCCAUCUUCCCUCAUACCUCAUACUCCACCUACAUCCUGGAAAACAAUCCCAGAGGCAUCUCAAUCUUAUCUGUGACUGCGCAUGACCCUGAUAGCGGCAACAAUGCCAAGGUCAUUUACUCUCUGGCUGAGGACACAUUUCAAGGAAUGCCUCUAUCCUCCUAUGUCUCCAUUAAUUCCAACACAGGCAUCCUGUAUGCUCUGGGCUCUUUUGACUAUGAGCAGGUUAAAGACCUGCAGCUGUGGGUAAUGGCCAGUGACAGUGGAGACCUUCCCCUUAGAAGCAACAUGUCACUGAGCCUGUUCGUGCUGGAUCAGAAUGACAAUGCCCCUGAAAUCCUUUACCCCAGCAUUCCCACGGAUGGCUCCACAGGUGUGGAGCUGGCGCCCCGCUCCGCAGAGCCCGGCUACCUG